UUUCAUUGUGUUGCCCCUUCCCAUUUGUGGGAGAAGAGCCAUGAAGAACCGUUCUUCAUCUCCCCCCUUGCACGUCCAUGUGGAUGAGAACACCCCUGUCCAUGUCCAUAUUAAAAAGGGUCAGAAAACCACACCUGCAAAAUGCCAGCAAAAGCACAAACAGAAGGUGAAAGGGGAUACCACGACUGUGGGCCGAGCUGUCCAGGUGAAAGCUAAGGCUCCCUGGAUGCCCCCAGGCAAAGCCUGUAUUCGGAGAUCCACCAGCAAAUGGGAGGGACCAAAUUCCCAUUUAGAAAUGACACCUCCAGAUACAGAGAAAAUGUUGUCAGUGCUGCGCCUGAGCGACCUCUCUACUGAUGAGGAGGAUGCUGUCUGCUGCAAGAUGAAUGAGUAUGAAAAGAAGAUAGAUAGCCUGAUGAGUACAGUGGGAACACUGAAGAAUGAGGCCAAGCUGCAGAAAAAGGAGGAACAGCAGCAAAUGAGAAAGCGUCUGCUGGAGGAGCAGAAGGAGGAACUGAAUGAGGUCACACAGGAGCUGGUAGAAACAGAACAUGAGAACACCCUGCUCAGGCGCAACAUUGAGCGCAUAAAGGAGGAGAAAGAUCUGACUGUGCUACAGAAAAAGUACUUGCAGCGUGAGAAAGAGUUUUUGAUGGCCAAGCUGAGUGAGGCAGAAAGGGAUGGAGCAGCAGCAGCCAGGCAGAUUCAUGCCCUGAAAAACACAAUUGGGAGACUCAACAUUGAAAAAAACAUGAGCAGCUCAGAUAUUAACAUGCUGACAAGACAAAAAGAGCUUCUGCUCCAGAAGUUGAGCACCUUUGAAGAAUCCAACAGGACACUGCGAGGGCUUCUCAGAGAGCACCACAGCCGGGAGAAGGAUGCUCAGAAGAUACUGGAGCAGCAAGGGGCACUGCUGAAAAGGCUGGCUGACUCAGAUGCAGAGAAAGUGCAACUUCAAGUGAUGCUUCAGGAGAAAGAAAAAGAAGUGGACAAUCUUACCAUUCAGAUACAGGCAGAAAAGGACCAGGCAAGGACAGCCUGUGAACUCUCAAAAUCCAUGGAGGCCGUGAGAGGCCGCUUGCAGGCGCAGCUGCGGAACAAGGAAGCCGAGAACAACCGUCUGACUAUCCGGCUGAGGAAUCUGGAGCGCAGUGAGGCUCAGCAUAAGGCAGAGGUGGAGCACGUGCUGGAGCAGCUGCAGGAGCUGCGGCGGAAGGCAGAGCACGACAAGGAGGCCCUGAGGAAAGCCGUCCGUGCGCAGAAAGAGCGGGCGGAGCGGAGCGAGGAGUGCGCCCAGCAGCUCUCUGGCCAGCUGGCAGAAAAGGACAGUUAUGUUGCUGAGGCUCUGUCUACCCUGGAGUCCUGGAGGAGUCGCUACAACAAAGUAGUAAAGGAAAAGAGUGACCUUGAACUGGAAAUUGUUACACUGAACAGACGUGUUGCAGACUUGCUGGAGCAGCAGGCAACCCUGGAGGACAAGGUGCGGGAGGACAGAGAAUCUUUGGUGGAUAAACUGCAUCAACAGACCACAGAGACCACAUCUUACAAACUGGAGAACGAGAAGCUGAAGGCCAGUGUGGUCCCAAUGGAGGAAAAGCUGAACCAAGCACAGCUGGAAGUGCAGGAGCUCAAAAGCUCUGUCAGGAACUACGAAGUGUUGAUUGAAGGCUACAAGUCACAGGUAUUGAAGAGCCAAAUGGAAGCAGAUGAUAUGGCAGCAAAGCUGGAAGAGUGUGAUAAAGAGAAAAGGACACUAAAGGAUGAAAAGACCGAGGAGAUAGAAUUGGCACGUAAGCAGUUCCAGAGCCAGCUUGCUGAACUGGAAAAGCUGCCUGAAAUCCUAAAGAUGAGAGAGACACAACUAGCAGAAUGUCAGGACCAGCUUCAGGAUUAUGAGAAGAAGGUCGUGGAGCAUUCUGUCAUGAUUGCAGAUCUUCGUCAGCGGAUUGAGCUCCAGGGGAACAAAAUGGAGAUCACAAGAGAGAGGUAUCAGUCUGCCCAGGAGGAGAAAAAGCAGCUCACCUUCAAGGUGGAGGAGCUAGAAAGAAAACUAGAGACAACGAGUGCCCAGAACAUAGAAUUCCUUCAGGUCAUAGCAAAACGCGAGGAGUCGAUCCACCAGUGCCAGCUGCGGCUGGAGGAGAAGACCCGUGAGUGUAGCUCCUUGGCACGUCAGCUGGAGAUGGCCAUUGAAGAUGCCAAAAGACAAGUGGAACAAACCCGAGAACGAGCAGCAUCUAGAGAGAGGGCAGCCCAGUCAAAGCUGCUGGAUUUGGAGACUCAGCUGAGUAGGAAUAAAACAGAGCUGAACAAAUUGCGCCGGAGCAAAGACGAUGUGGAGCGCCGGUACGAGAGCCGCCUGCAGGACCUGAAGGACCGGCUGGAGCAGUCGGAGAGCACCAACCGCAGCAUGCAGAACUACGUCCAGUUCCUCAAGUCCUCCUACGACAGCGUCUUUGGAGAGAGCACCUUGCUGGGCUCUCCCCUCCGCUCUCGCUCCUCUCCCUGAGCUCAGCGGUCUCCUCACCUCUCUGCCACGAAGCACAAAAGCAGCUGCAUCUCGAAGCCAUAUGUUGUUUAGAAAAU
This is a messenger RNA of Merops nubicus (carmine bee-eater), 2586 nucleotides long. It is a transcript of the gene ODF2, whose product is annotated as outer dense fiber of sperm tails 2. Lineage: Eukaryota; Metazoa; Chordata; Aves; Coraciiformes; Meropidae. Gene Ontology annotation, cellular component: centrosome. The coding region runs from base 41 to 2509 and encodes 822 amino acids. Gene Ontology annotation, biological process: regulation of cilium assembly. The transcript has 19 exons. The record is from RefSeq and is a predicted model, not a curated record.